GCGCAGCUUCUCAGGUGGAGAAGAUGGGGAAGAUUGAGUGGGCGAUGUGGGCCAAUGAGCAGGCUCUGGCUUCAGGUCUCAUUCUUCUUACAGGAGGAAUAGUGGGGGUGGCUGGGCAGUUCAGAGGCUGGGAGUUUGCUGCUUAUGCAGUUGCCGCCGGUGUGUUUGUGUGUCUUCUUGAGUAUCCCAGAAGUAAGAGAGCCAGGGGAACAAGUAUGGAGCGAUCAGGCCAGUAUUGCUUCACCGUGUGUGUAAAAUCUUUUGGACCACUGACGAGGAACUACUAUGUCAGAGCGUUUUUGCAUGCUGCUAUCUGCGUGCCCGGAGGGUUCAUGCUUGCCACUGUGCUCGGAUGUGUCUGCCUCGGCAUCGCCAGCCUCAUCUACCUAGCAGCUGCUAUUCGAGGUGAACACUGGGAGCCCAUUCUUCCUCAAAAGGAUGCCCGGAAGCCAGCCGCAGACAGUAUCAAGAAUCCCCCCCAGAAUCCUCCACCAAGACCUCCUCCAGAGAUACGCAGGAAACAAGCGAAGGACGUGGAGGGAGCGGCGUACGACAAUCCCAUGUCUGUUACUGACGAUGAGUAACCGGCUCGGUGCCCCUAUAAACACUCGCACUCUGGGAUUCUGUGACCAAAAACAAAAUGUUUCCUAAAGUCCGUUGAACCGAGACGGAAAAUGAACGACAUCUUGAGCAUGCACUUUCUUAUCUCAAGUUACAAGAAGGAUCAUUUAGAGAAAAAUGGAAUGAAGUAUAUACCGGUGUUUUUUCUUUUUUUUAACAUUUGAAGAAAAAGAAGGU
This is a messenger RNA of Nematolebias whitei (Rio pearlfish), 798 nucleotides long. RefSeq names its product cytochrome b-245 light chain (gene cyba). Gene Ontology annotation, biological process: superoxide anion generation. Gene Ontology annotation, molecular function: heme binding. NCBI's taxonomy places the organism in Eukaryota, Metazoa, Chordata, Actinopteri, Cyprinodontiformes, Rivulidae. The record is from RefSeq and is a predicted model, not a curated record. Gene Ontology annotation, cellular component: NADPH oxidase complex. Bases 24 to 584 code for a protein of 186 amino acids. The transcript is spliced from 6 exons.